This is a messenger RNA of Quercus robur (English oak), 2006 nucleotides long. RefSeq names its product cytoplasmic tRNA 2-thiolation protein 2. Gene Ontology annotation, cellular component: cytosol. The record is from RefSeq and is a predicted model, not a curated record. Gene Ontology annotation, molecular function: sulfurtransferase activity; tRNA binding. The transcript is spliced from 9 exons. The coding region runs from base 296 to 1648 and encodes 450 amino acids. Gene Ontology annotation, biological process: tRNA wobble position uridine thiolation. Lineage: Eukaryota; Viridiplantae; Streptophyta; Magnoliopsida; Fagales; Fagaceae.
GUAAUUUCGGCCUCCCCUAAAAUUAAAAUUCCCGGAUGCCCCUUCUCGGGCCAAUUGCGUUUUGCUUCAAUAGUCCGACUUCUCCCUCUCUUCUCUCUCUCUCUCUCCGCUGCUCAUCGGUGACACGGUACUCUACCAUAUCAAACUUAGAGAGAAUACAGCCACAGAAGGAUGCUUCAAGAUUUUGAAGUAUACUGAAUAGUUUUGGAUGGUUUUAUUGGACAGUUUUUUUGUAGAAGCUUUUUAGACAGUUGUACUUUUUGGUGGAAACUGGAAAACGCUAAGCUCAGAUUCGAUGGCGUGUAACCCCUCAAACUGCCAAUCAAAUUGCUAUGGAAAUGAAGAAAAAGCAGAGGUAGUAGUAGGAGAAGAAUAUGUCUCAGCCAAUCAGAAUCAGAAUCUGUGUAUAAAAUGCAAGACCAAGGAGCCCAUUGGUGGCAAUGAGGGGCGGAUGUUCUGCAUCGAAUGCUUUCGAAGCAACUUAUAUGGAAAGUUUAGGCUGGCUGUCACCUCCCAUGCCAUGAUUACUCCUACCGAUAAUGUCCUUGUUGCCUUCUCUGGCGGCCCUUCCUCUAGGGUGGCUCUACAGUUUGUACAUGAGUUGCAACACAAGUCCCUGAAGAACUUUGACGCAAGUAGAGAUAGGUCGUUACCAGUGUUUGGUGUUGGAGUUGCUUUUAUUGAUGAAACAACCAUUUCUUCACUUCCUUCUCACGAUAUUGACCGAGCAAUUCAAGACAUCAGAUUGAUCGUGUCCAAUCUAGCCCUGCCAAUAAAACAGUUGCAUGUGGUUCCCAUUGAAAACAUCUAUUCUGGUGAUGGGACAAACAGAUUGAAGAAUUUGCUAGAUGCUGUUAGUGAUACCACUGGAAAAGAAGAUCUUUUGCUACAUUUACAGAUGUUGUCCUUGCAAAAGGUUGCCUCUGAAAGUGGAUACAACAAGAUUGUACUAGGAUUGUGCACAUCGAGGAUUGCUUGCCAUGUGAUUUCGGCGACAGUAAAGGGCCAAGGAUAUUCUUUGCCGGCAGAUAUACAAUAUGUUGAUUCAAGGUGGGAGAUACCAAUAGUGCUUCCGCUCCGUGACUGUCUUGUGCAAGAGCUGAACAUGCUUUGCCACCUUGAUGGUUUAAAGACAGUGGAGUUUAAAGGUCCUUGCUCUGGCAUCAAUGGCUUGGUAUCGUCAUUUGUAAGGAUAUUGCAGGAAGAAAAUCCAUCCCGAGAGUGCACAAUUGUCAGAACAGCUGGAAAACUUACUCCGUUUCAUUUCAACAGGAUUCCGGAGAGCGAUGACUCUGUCAUCCCUUUGGCAACCAGAAGGCGUCAAAAGAGAUAUAAUCUAAAGCCUAAUGAGUCAAUAUCCUCAGAGUCAUUCUGUCCUAUCUGCAAUAGCCCACUUAACAAAUCUGACAUGCUAAGAUUGAGCAAUCUUGGGAGUUGCCAAACAAGUUCUGAUCGUUUUGGUGCUGCCUGCUGUUCAAGUUGCCGCUUUCAGAUACUUCCAAAGGAUCCCUCAUCAAUAGAUCACUUCUAUUCACUUUUACCCCAGCCAUUGGUUGCCCGAGCAAAGCAUAGUAGCUAUGAUAAUCUUAGUUUGCUUAGGGAGCAGAUACAAGAUUGCUUGCUUUCAGACAGUGAAGAUGAAAGUUGAUUUGACUUGCCCUUUCCUAUGGUCCUCGAUUUUUGAAGCAUAUAAUUCAUUUUUGGUGUUUGUUCCUAUUACAAAUCGCUCAGUUAGACAGUUACACAAAGAUAACUUCAACAUGCGGCAACAAAUGAACAAGAAUCUAAAGUAUUUACUCACAUCAGUUCAAUUGCCUGCCUUAUGAAUGACAUCAUAGCUUUCCUGCCGUCUAAGAUGAUAUAUAAAUGGUUAUCACAGUUUUCAAGUACUGAGAAACUUAAGAUUCAAAUCUUUUGUACUUUGAAGUGGAAGAUAUUACUAGUUGGUUACAGUGUUUAUCAUUUUACCUAUUAAUCCAUUUGAAUGCCCCUCCAUUGGUUGAAAA